Microthlaspi erraticum is the source of this 1026-nucleotide messenger RNA. NCBI's taxonomy places the organism in Eukaryota, Viridiplantae, Streptophyta, Magnoliopsida, Brassicales, Brassicaceae. The record is from the annotation of a GenBank genome assembly.
AUGUUGGAAGGUCUUGUCUCUCCAGAUAGCUUGUCCCUAAGCUCUAUGGACACGUCUGUACUUGAAAGGCUUAAAUGGCUGCAACAGCAGCAACAACAAGUUGUCUCUCAGUGCAGUAAUAGUUCACCUGAACUUCUUCAGAUGCUUCAGUUCCAUGGAAGCAACAAUGGUGAACUGUUGCAGAGUACUCUCAGCCAUUUUCAAAUGCUUGGAUCUGGUUUUGGACCAAACUAUAAUAUGGGGUUUGGUACUCCAAAUGAAGCUAUGGAUGGCUGCAUUUCAAGAACAAGUAGCUCCCAUAUGGAUCCAGUGGAUACAAUGGGGAUUAUGUUGAAGAACAGUGAUGAAAACAGAGCCAUUGCCUUGAAAAACAAGAGAAAAUCAGAGGUUAAAACAAGGGAAGAGGAAAAGACAGAGAAGAAGAUCAAAGUAGAGGCUGAGACAGAGUCAAGCAUGAAAGGAAAAUCAAACAUGAGUAACACAGAAGCAACUUCAGAAACUUCAAAGGAGACAUCGAAGGGAGCUUCAGAGAUCCAGAAAUUAGAUUAUAUCCACGUGAGAGCUCGUCGAGGCCAAGCCACGGACAGACACAGCUUAGCAGAAAGGGCGAGAAGAGAAAAGAUCAGCAAGAAGAUGAAAUAUCUGCAAGAUCUUGUGCCUGGAUGCAACAAAGUCACUGGAAAAGCCGGCAUGCUUGAUGAGAUCAUCAAUUAUGUUCAGUCUCUCCAGAGACAAGUUGAGUUCUUGUCGAUGAAACUCGCUGUCCUAAACCCAGAACUCGAGCUUGCCGUUGAAGAUAUAUCUGUAAAACAGUUUCACGCUUACUUUACAAAUCUUCCAGUAGUAGUUGCUUCAAAGCCAUCAAUAAUGGUUGAUAUGCCAUUGUUUCCGUUGGAUCAGCAAGGAUCUCUAGAUUUAUCGGUGAUAAACCCCAACCAAACAACAUCAGUUGAAGCUCCAUCUGCAAGCUGGGAAACUCAGUCACAGAGUCUCUACAACACAUCUAGCCUCGGUUUCCAUUACUAA